This is a messenger RNA of Phacochoerus africanus (Common warthog), 3638 nucleotides long. It is a transcript of the gene PICK1, whose product is annotated as protein interacting with PRKCA 1. Gene Ontology annotation, molecular function: protein kinase C binding; protein domain specific binding; phospholipid binding. The transcript has 13 exons. Gene Ontology annotation, cellular component: postsynaptic density; postsynaptic early endosome; trans-Golgi network membrane. The record is from RefSeq and is a predicted model, not a curated record. Gene Ontology annotation, biological process: regulation of Arp2/3 complex-mediated actin nucleation; intracellular protein transport; receptor clustering. NCBI's taxonomy places the organism in Eukaryota, Metazoa, Chordata, Mammalia, Artiodactyla, Suidae. The coding region runs from base 1823 to 3076 and encodes 417 amino acids.
UCAUGAGCAUGGUUUGUUUACACCUGUUGUUCCUUUUUAUCUUGACCUUCACAAGCACCUUUGGGAGAAUCGCUGUGCACAGGCUACAGAUACCUGACGCUCAGAGUCAGGUAGUGACUUGCCCAAGAUCCCCCAUCUACACAAUGGCAGAGUCUGGGCUUGAGUUGGGGCUACUGUGAGGUGAAAAAACUAUAGUCCCUGUUAAAUUAUCUGGGUUUGGAGACCGCUGAUUUUUAAAAUGGAAAAUCUGGCCUGCAAACAGCCCUAGUUCUGUGCUGACCCCCUGGGAGACAAGCGGAAGUGCCUCUCUGAAUCUCAGUUCCCUCACCUGCACAAUGGGACUGACAGUACUUGUUCUUCUCUCACAGGGCCAAGGUGAACUCUGAAAUCCUGUGAAAGUGAUCUGAACCACAGAGCAGUGGGUACAUGGGAAAGUCAUUGCUGUGCAUGCUAUGUGGCAUUCUGCACAGCUGCUGAGACUCAGAUGAGCUCUCCAAGGAGGGGGUGGGAUGGGAUUCCCAUCAGGCCAUAGGAUAUGUGGAUAAGCAUCCUUCUGCAUCUCUUCUUCCUCCGCCGCUCCUGGGAGGAAGCUGGACAGGUCUGAGCCCAUGCUGUCUGGAUGAGGUGGAUGCUAGGGCUGGGGCCCUGGGAGCACUAACCCCAACCAGGGAACCUACUUUACACAAUACCUAUGGCAGCAAAGGUUGGUGGGGAGAUGGGAUUUGGACUCCUUGGAGGGGAGCACUGAUGGCGUUUCCUAAACUUCAGAUACACAGGGCUGUGACCUAAGUGGGACGCCACGGGAGCUGCUUCUCAGGACUAAGGAAGGAGAUGGGAGUGAGGAGGCUUUCACUAAAUGCCACAGAAAGCAUCUGCCCCAAUGCUCUUAGUUUGUGUUUGGGGAAAGGAGGCAUGUAAAGGGAAGGGAAGGGAAGGGAAUCCAAUCUGUCAUCAACGGCAUAGCUGCUGAACAGAGGUGUGCAGGUGUUAGAAGUGCACUAGACUAGAUGGUAGGACUCUCAGGGUCGAAAUCUGUAUCUUAUACCCACUUUGAGCGGCUCUGGACAAAAUCUCUUCCCUCUCCUGCACCUAGUUUCCUGGACUGCAAAACUCCGAUUAGGCUGGCAUCUCCAAGGAUCCUUCCAGCUCGGACACUGUCAUUCUAGUAGAGGAGUCACAGCACCCUAGGUCUGAAAAUGUGAAAGGGAAAGUGCUGCAGUUUGUAGUCCACUAAAUUUCGCCGGAGGUCUCCCCACCUAAGGAUGCUUCCGUUGCCACGGCAACCAGCCAGGCGGCUCGGUCCCCUGUGGUCCCGCUGAGGAAGCUGGGAAGAAUCCUGCCCUUACCAAGAUGGCGGUGGCCACAGGGCAAAGGGCGGGGUUGAGCGCCGUCGGCCUGUCCAGACCUUUCCUCUGUUUCCGCUUUUUCAUGCUAAUGGGGAGCUUCCGUCAAUACUUGUUCUCUUUCCUGGUUCUGGGAGCCCUAGGAACCAGGGACGGAAGGGUUGCUUGUAGAGCUCGGGGCAAACACCCAGGGCAGGAAGGCGGGACUUCCGCGUCCCACCGGAAGUGACGCGACAGUCGCGGCCGCCGACAGGUGGAACGGCAGGUGGGUUCAGGUGCCAGCCUGGCCCAGCCCCAGCUGUGGGACCGACGCUUCCGGUGAGCGACAGAGGCAGCUCCCAAGGGCCUGGAGACCCGUGGGGCGGGCUCUGGGAUCUGAGCACCCCGCCGUGGCCUGGAGUCCCCCUCUGUACCUAUUCCCCAUUCCCCCUGCCCUGCCGAGCUGGGCAGUUAGCCAGCCUACUGAAACUCUCGGAACCAUGUUUGCAGACUUGGAUUAUGACAUCGAAGAGGAUAAACUCGGAAUCCCUACUGUGCCUGGGAAGGUGACCUUGCAGAAGGAUGCUCAGAACCUGAUUGGGAUCAGCAUUGGAGGAGGAGCCCAGUACUGUCCCUGCCUGUAUAUAGUCCAGGUGUUUGACAACACCCCGGCUGCGCUGGACGGCACCGUGGCGGCUGGCGAUGAGAUCACUGGGGUCAAUGGCAAGUCCAUCAAAGGAAAAACGAAGGUGGAGGUGGCCAAGAUGAUUCAGGAGGUGAAGGGGGAGGUGACCAUCCACUACAACAAGCUGCAGGCGGACCCCAAGCAGGGCAUGUCCCUGGACAUCGUGUUGAAGAAGGUGAAGCAUCGGCUGGUGGAGAACAUGAGUUCGGGGACCGCCGAUGCCCUGGGCCUGAGCCGGGCCAUCCUGUGCAAUGAUGGGCUUGUCAAGAGGCUCGAGGAGCUGGAACGGACGGCAGAGCUGUAUAAAGGGAUGACGGAACACACCAAGAACCUCCUACGGGCCUUCUAUGAGCUGUCACAGACGCACCGGGCCUUUGGGGACGUAUUCUCCGUGAUCGGGGUGCGGGAGCCCCAGCCAGCUGCGAGUGAGGCUUUUGUGAAGUUCGCCGACGCCCACCGCAGCAUUGAGAAGUUUGGCAUCCGGCUGCUGAAAACCAUCAAGCCGAUGCUGACGGACCUGAACACGUACCUCAACAAAGCCAUCCCGGACACGCGCCUCACCAUCAAGAAGUACCUGGACGUGAAGUUUGAAUACCUGUCGUACUGCCUGAAGGUGAAGGAGAUGGACGACGAGGAAUACAGCUGCAUCGCCCUAGGGGAGCCCCUGUACCGCGUGAGCACAGGCAACUACGAGUACCGGCUGAUCCUGCGCUGCCGCCAGGAGGCCCGCGCCCGCUUCUCCCAGAUGCGCAAGGACGUGCUGGAGAAGAUGGAGCUGCUGGACCAGAAGCACGUCCAGGACAUCGUGUUCCAGCUGCAGCGCUUCGUGUCCACCAUGUCCAAGUACUACAACGACUGCUACGCGGUGCUGCGGGACGCCGACGUCUUCCCCAUCGAGGUGGACCUGGCCCACACCACGCUGGCCUACGGCCCCGGCCAGGACGAGUUCACCGACGGGGAGGACGAGGAGGAGGAGGACGAGGAGGACACGGCCGCCGGGGAGCCGUCCAGGGACGCGCAGGGGGCGGCGGGGCCUCUGGACAAGGGCGGAAGCUGGUGUGACUCCUGAGUGCCCCCUCGGGGUUGCGGAUCCGGGGGGUAGGGUGAGUGGGCGGUCGGCAGCAUGGGAGCGGGGCGGGGCCGCCGCACAGCAGGGUGGCGCAUAAAGGCCUGCUGGCUUGGGGCGCCUGCGUCCCUGCUCCUCUGUCCUAGCACAGUGCACCCGGGCUCCCGCGCAGGAAAGGCCCCAGAGCUGCGGCCUGGGACCUGGACACUGGCCCCCUCCACCUUCCCUCCCCACCUCCCCAGCCAGCUGGAGAGCCUGGUCUCUGGAGCUGCCGUAGGAAGGAGAAAGAGGGCAGAAAGGAAGAGGGUGGAGGUGGCGGGAAGUCCAGGACCUGCUCCUCGUGGGCACCUCACUGGCCCCCUGGAGCUUGCCGGGUGGGGGGCCGCAGGCGGACAGCCGAGGUGGGGGCCCAUGUUUUACGUGCGCCCUCGCCUCGCCCGGGCCGGCCCCUCCCCAGUGCACACUCACCUCGGCGGCCUUUAUUUAUUCUGUUCCCCUCGCUCAGCCACUUCCAGGGGAGGGCUGGGCGCUGGGCCUGUACCGAAUAAACGCAAACCCAGAUGGA